AUGGCCACAUUAGAGAAGAAGAAGGGCGACCUCGGGCGCGUCCUCGUCAUUGGCGGCAAUGGCUUCCUUGGGCACCACGUCGUCAACCAGGCGCUCGACCUCUGGAACUCGACUCACGUCUCCUCGAUCGACCUGCGCUGCGAGAAGUUUCGCAGGCCCGAGGUGACCUACAAGGAGUGCGACAUUACCGACCGGGAGAAGCUGCUCUCCGUGAUCGAGGAGCUCAAGCCGGACGUCGUGAUCCACACAGCCUCUCCCAUCGCCUCGGACCACGCCAAUGCGAAGGAGGUCUUCCAAAAGGUCAACGUGGAGGGAACCGAUUCCGUCAUCGAGGCGUGCCAGAAGGCGGGCGUCAAGGCGCUGGUCAACACCAGCUCGGCGAGCGUUGUCAGCGACGAUGUGAAGGAUCUCCUCAACGCGGACGAGCGGUGGCCCGUCAUCAGAGGGGAUCAGCAGAACUCGUACUACUCCGAGACCAAGGCCGCCGCCGAAGAGGCCGUUCUCGCCGCCAACCGCAAAGAGCCCUACAAGCUCCUCACCUGCUCCAUCCGUCCGUCCGGCAUCUUUGGCGAGGGCGACAACCAGACGAUCCCCGGCUUCCUUGCCGCCUACAUGAACAACAAGCACAAGGUGCAGAUUGGCGACAACAAGAACCUUUUCGACUUCACCUAUGUCGGCAACGUCUCGCACGGUCUCCUGCUCGCCGCGCACGCCCUACUCGUCACGGCUGGCGCCUCGACCGCGCCCCUCGACUACGAAAAGGUCGACGGCGAGGCCUUCUUCAUCACAAACGACAGCCCCGUCUUCUUUUGGGACUUUGCACGCUCCGUGUGGGCGGCCGCCGGCGACACGAGCGGCACGGCCGGCACGUGGCACCUUGGCCAGGGCGUCGGUAGCACGCUGGGCGUCUUGAGCGAGAUCUUUGGCAGCAUCACCGGCAAGACGCCCACCUUUAACAAGAAGAAGGUCACCAUGACCUGCAUGACUAGGUAUUUCAACAUCGCCAAGGCCAAGCGCGUGUUGCGCUACGAGCCCCAGUGGACGUUGCAGGAAGGUGUCACGAGAGGCGUGGAGUGGUUCUUGGAGCAGGACAAGGCGGCGGCAGUCAAGGCUCAAUAA
Messenger RNA from Emericellopsis cladophorae, 1119 nucleotides. Its product is annotated as Sterol-4-alpha-carboxylate 3-dehydrogenase. Gene Ontology annotation, molecular function: 3-beta-hydroxy-Delta5-steroid dehydrogenase (NAD+) activity. Gene Ontology annotation, biological process: steroid biosynthetic process. NCBI's taxonomy places the organism in Eukaryota, Fungi, Ascomycota, Sordariomycetes, Hypocreales, Bionectriaceae. The coding region runs from base 1 to 1119 and encodes 372 amino acids. The record is from RefSeq and is a predicted model, not a curated record. The transcript is spliced from 2 exons.